Messenger RNA from Pyrenophora tritici-repentis Pt-1C-BFP, 541 nucleotides. RefSeq names its product Herpes-BLLF1 multi-domain protein. Lineage: Eukaryota; Fungi; Ascomycota; Dothideomycetes; Pleosporales; Pleosporaceae. The record is from RefSeq and is a predicted model, not a curated record.
GCUUCCUCACCUCACUACAACACAGUCUACUACUACUUACUCUAAUACAACCAAUCCACAUUCGCUUUACCGCUACCAACUCAACCACCACCACCAUGAAGUCCUUCGCCACCGCCCUCCUCAUCGGCGCCGCCGCUGCCGCAAACAUCACCGUCACCAACUACCACUACGUCGGUGUCAACGGCUACCCAUCCUUGGGCUUCUUCCUUUCCGCCGACAGCGUCGAGUGCUCGGCCGACCACUACGUCCCCGGCGUUGCGUACAAGUGCAACGACCCCGCCUGGUCCUUUGUUAUCGAUGCGGAUGCCCCUGCUGAGGGUAACUCGUUCACUCUCACCCACACCGUUACUUGCAAAACCGCAUCUGCUCACUUCCACAUCCCCCUUAACGGUCCUAUCCCCACUGUCCUGGGCCAGAUUGGUCUCGGUGUCACCGAGGAGCUCGUUGUCGACGAGGAGCAACACGGUUGCUAGACGGUGUUUGCUGGAGACGGGACAGAUGAUUAGAUUUAGUAAUAUUUAAUCUGUUGUUGUCUUGAGAA